AUGUCCUCUGCAGCGCCGCCUCCUCCCACUAUUGUCAUCAAUACUCCAGGAGCCCCGACUUCGACAGUGUCCGCACCCCGCCAGCCGCCCUCGACUGCUCUGUCAGCAGAAGCCAACCCCCCGAAAGAAAGGCCCCAGAAACCCGUCCUCGUCAAGUCCUGUUACCUCUGCGACGAACAGAAUCCCGGCGACUUCUCGCCGACAACGAAAUUCCUCGAGGCCUGUCUUCUCUGCUCGCGCUAUUUCUGCCCUAUCCAUAAAUCCGAAAGCUGGGAUCAAGUCUGCAACAUCAACCACGCCAGCUACUACCAUGAGUGUCUGGAGCAGGCCCGUGAAGAACUAGCCGGCCAAGGCCAAGACGCCAACACCAACAAACGAGUGUUGGCCGAGAUGCUCAUCAGUGAGGGCAUCUACCCCAGCCUUGGGGAGCGGGAGAAGGCCAUUUUCACCACAAGCCCUGUCAGCGAUGCCAAGAUGCAGGAACUUGAGAGUUUCCGAAGCCUUGAUGCCGCUUUGGCCGGGACCAGCUCGAAACCGAAGCACCAGUUGAUUGAAGAGCGGGAUGUCGUUGGCGCUGACAUUGCCGUGUAA
Capronia coronata CBS 617.96 is the source of this 591-nucleotide messenger RNA. RefSeq lists its product as uncharacterized. The record is from RefSeq and is a predicted model, not a curated record. Bases 1 to 591 code for a protein of 196 amino acids. The transcript has 2 exons. NCBI's taxonomy places the organism in Eukaryota, Fungi, Ascomycota, Eurotiomycetes, Chaetothyriales, Herpotrichiellaceae.